Molecule: messenger RNA, 3884 nt
Organism: Owenia fusiformis
Lineage: Eukaryota; Metazoa; Annelida; Polychaeta; Sabellida; Oweniidae
Source: the annotation of a GenBank genome assembly
AUUUAUCAGUACAACAGUAGCCUAUGUAUACAAUGAAAAGUCCAGGGAGCCUGAUCUGCCCGAUAUAGUAGUCCCAGAACCAGCACUUCCAGUUCCUGCCUCUAGAGGUCUCUGGCAACCUGGCAGCAAACUGGCAUCAGCGGAUGACGGAACAAUUGAUGAAAAAGACUCCGAUUUAAAUGAUGAUACCAUUGCAGCAAAGCAUGAUGGGACCGUGAAAAGCGGUACAGCUGAAGCGGGCACGUUAACAGACGUGUGUAAUAGUGGAGAUUUACCAGAAGUCGAGAUUGUAUCCCUCGUAGAAGAACAGAUUCCAAAAUACAAACUACGAGCUGACACCCUCACAGAAUUUGGGGGCUAUAACAACGAAGAUUGGAUUCAAACACCCGUUCUGCAGCAAGACAUUGAUUUAGACCUGACACAUGAUCAGAUUGAUGCAACUCUGCAGUAUUUCAUCUUAUGUGCGGACCGUAUGAGCCAGAUGACAAAGGCGUUUCACGAUAUAGAGGCUGUUACACGUCUUCUAGAAGAGAAAGAACGAGACCUCGAAUUAGCUGCUAGGAUUGGUCAGAAUUUAUUGGCAGAAAACAAGUCAUUUACAAUAAAGAACGAACAUUUAGAGGAGCAAAUUGCUAUAGCGACUGAUUUGGUGAACCAGUUGAAACAUGAGGUGUGUAUGAAGGAUGACCUGCUCCGUAUCUACACCGACGACGGAGAUGACUCCACACGAAGCUCUCCAUCGAGAGAGAGAGUUCCAUUUGGCCUGGGCCAUGUGAACUUUGAUCACCUUCACAAUAAGGUUAAAGAACUUGAGGAUGAGAACCUUACAUUGAGAGUAGAGUCUGCCAAUUUGAAGACAGACUGUGUAGACUUUGAAGCUCAAGAAAAACGUCUAGUCAAUGAUGUGUGCAAACAGUUAUCUGAGGCGAACGAGCAGGUUCGCGAGCUUGAGAUUGAAAUGGGCCAAAAGACAGAUGUUAACAUCAAACAACAAGAGGAGAUCACAUCACUCCUUGGACGAAUUGUUGACCUUGAAGCUAAGGUCAAAAAGGUGUCUGUUGAGAAUGGGGAACUACACAGUCACGUGCAGGCUUCACAAGAGGCACAAAAGUCACUGACCAAUGAGUUAGCAGACCUGAAAGACAAGUACAAUGAAGCCCUUGGUUUAUUAGUUGAGGCCAACGAUGAGUUGAAGACGCUCAGACGUAAACGGCAGCCACAUGCGACACGUCAUCAUUUCAGUACAUUCUCACCAUACAUCCCUGCCGAUUCUCUUGCCUGUGAGUUAGAGAGCGAAUUCAAGAAAGAUUUGGAGUACCCAGAGGGUUACUCCCCCAAUGAGAGAAAGCAGCACAGCUGGAAGGUUCUUGAAACUGCCAAGUUUGCCAAAAAAGCAGUGGUUCGUAGAGCUACAUCGAGCCGUGGCUCCUUGAGCACAUGUAGCUCAUUGAACAGCUCAUUGCACCUACACGGCGGCCAUGAUACCUCCAAUGACUCAAUGUCCAAUAGGAGUUCUUGUUACAUGUCUGAUGGAGAAUCAUUGUUUAGUGAAGGUUACCAUGGUGAUACUGAUAGCCUUUAUGGUUCAAGCCCUAGCCUGGGUAGACCAGGGGUUCCUGGCUCCAAAGACUUGACUGAGGCCCUUACUAAACUUAGACUCCAAUCGGGAGGGGACACUUGUAGUGAAACAGACACUUGUGAUACGGACACAUAUGUCACUGACGCUUGUGAAACUGAGAGUAAUUACUCUGAAAGACUCGAGGGCACCGACGGGACGACAACACCCACCCCAUGCCGUACUCCAGAGAGUAUGAUGUCAACAGGAAGUGGCCUGUCUGGCUUAUCUGCAGGUUAUGCAUACAAAAUUCCUGAGAAAUUGCAGAUCGUAAAGCCUCUAGAAGGCUCUGCUACAUUGCACCAAUGGCAGCGUUUGGCGACACCCAACCUUGGGGGUCUCCUGGAAGAACGUCCCGGGGUACAGGUGAAGGGUGAACGUAAGAUCGAGUUUGAUGAAGAGAUGUAUGCACUGACAGACUACGAGGAGGAUGGUGGGUUUGAUGCUUUCAAUGAGUGUAGUGGGGAAGCAUGCUCACUGUUUGAUUCUUUAGCUGAUGUGUCUAGAGCCUCUGAUUUGUUAGACUUGAAAUAUGCAACGCCGGGAAAGGGCUUUGAAAGGGCUUCCUCGACAUUCACGUAUACCACAUCACGCGUGAUGCACCCAACCGAGUACAAUCCAGAAGCAGAAACAAACGUCACUCCAAGUGCUAGCGCCUGCAGACCAUCAACAAUCCCCAUGGUGACGCACUUCCAGCAUGACCAGAAAGCUACCGCCACAUAUAGCAUAAACAAAAACCUUUCACAAGUUCUCCGCGAACGUGACACUAGCACACCAGACCCAGAAAUUAAAGAGAGCCCAUUUUUAAGCCCGAUUUUGAGUCCAAGUCGAUUUAGUAGUAUCGUUACUGAAACAAUGUAUGAUAGUAAUGAACGUAAAGUUGGAGUGACUGUAUAUACAAGCCCAACAACGGACACCACCGCCACCAGUUCAACUGUAGGAGCUGGAAUUUUAUCAUUUGCUGGUUUGUCAUUACCCAGGCCAGACAUUUCACAUUUUCAUAUAAUUGACCGAAUUAAGGAAAACAUUGGACUUAGUAGUAUAUUUGCAUCUGGAGAUACACGAGGUGCACCAAAGGGAAGUGCAAUAUCGACAUUGAGCACAAAGCCAAAAUUUAAACCCCCACCCUUGACCUUAUCAUCAUCGGGCUCAAAAAUGUCAUCUGGUUUCUCACUAAAGAUGGAGCCAGCCACACCACCCCCCAGCCCGACGACACCAUCAUCACCUAAAACCCCACCAUCUACUCCGACCUCUUCCUCCCCUAUGCCUAUGUAUGACACCCCUAAUGCCUUAAUGCAAAUUGCUGGAAUGCAGAUGCCGAGUAGGAGCCCGAGUAAUACAAUCUUGGGGGCGAUAGCUGCUAUAAAUAGAUCAGGACUAAGCCAAAGUAGACCAUAGCAUGUCAUCUUAAAGUAAUACGUGUCAUAACAAACCAUGUAUUUUAGUAAUCUUUUAGCAAACCAAAGGUGUCAUCACACAAUACGUGACAAAAAUAAUCCGAUUUUACGAGGGUAUGUUUUAUUCUCAGGGUGGCUUAUAUUAAACUUUUGGUGGGGGGUUAUUACUUAUGUACAGUAUACGAGUAUAUAUAGCAGCUUUGGACUGGCCUUCCACUGUAAUGUAUAUGUACAUAUACACAAGAUAAUAAAUUUGUAUAAACUGUGAAAAAGUUAUUUACAAGUUAGCAGAGAAAUACAAUAUGUAAUCGACAGUAAGGGCAUUUAUAUUAUUCACCAAAAGUUUGAGGCCAGUCCGUUAAAGAAACAUGAAGUUCCACACACAGCUUUAGGAACCGCCUCAUAUGUUUUGCACUAAAUUCUGCCCAAAAUUGCUUGUACAUGUGUAGAAUUUAGUGUGAAUGUUUGAGGUGGUCCCUGCACAUAAAUCAGUGAUCUCCCCAGGAUUUUUCUAAUCUCGGUUUAAAUUUUCAUUUAACCUACAUUUUUAAAAUCCAAAUUUUUCUUAUAACUGACUCACAACCAGUGGAUGAUGAAUUUCUAGAUGUAAAGCACAUUUAUAUGCUAUUUUUCAGUGCCCAAUAAUUAAAUUAGUGCUGGGGAGAUCACCGUUGAAAUAUUGUAUAUAUUUGUCCUCAAUGAGGGUCUUAAAAUGUAAAAAAGAACCCCUUCCUUUUGUUUGGAUUGAUUGCCUCACUGUUUCAAUAUCAGAGUGUAGUAGUAUUAACAUGUAGAAUUGUAGGAAACAGUCCUAAGGAUCUAAGAGCUGCUGGUCAAAAUGGCAUCAUUGACCAGUUGCAAUGUUAUUUUCC